AUGGACGACGAACACGAAUUCCAUCCCCAUGCACGGGGUACGACGUCGCCGAAAUCCCCUCCGAGACGACGCCGACCAGCCCUGUCCUGCACCAUAUGUCGACGCCGCAAGUUGAAAUGCGACCGGUCUUUGCCAUGCGGGCAGUGCGUCAAAUCCAAGACUCCGGAUCGGUGCGUGUAUUCCGGCCCCCAGGUGCCCGCACACUCGGAAUCACGCCCCCUGGGAAACACCCCGGAUCGCGUGCAGAUGCCGGCGAGUCGUGCCAGUUCGGUGCACGGCGGACUCUACGUGUUCGACUCGAAACACCAAUCCUCGGCGAACCGAGUCACCAAGCCCAGGGGGCGACCCGACGAGCUAUACGAACUACGCCAUCGCGUGCAAAUGCUGGAACAUGCUUUAUCGAGAACGGGCUCGGUUCCCACGCCGGAUAACUCGGGUCUGGACGGCCUGGGGGAAUCGCCGCUGCGGGCGUCAUUUGACACGCAGUACAUCAGCGAGAAUGUUAAGCAUCUGCCCUCGCACGCCUCCUUCCGCGGCAAGAAUGGUAAAUCGAGAUUCUGCGGUCGCUGCCAUUGGGGCGUGACUCUCUCAUAUUUUAAGGAUGUCGGGGCCGUGUUAAAGGGUCGGCGCGACAAGUUCAAAUCGAAGGAUUCGGAUUACAUGCGGUUGAAGAAACUGAGGGGGGAGGUGUGUUCUCGCGAACAGCAGGACCAUCAGCGUGCUUAUCGCGAGAAGGCCUUCUCGAUGGAAGAUAUGAUUCCCCACCGAAGAGUGGCGGAUGAGCUGCUCAGCUUGUAUCUGUCAACCUACGAGACCACGUGUCGCAUCCUGCACGUUCCGACCUUCCUCAAACAGUACGAGGCUUACUGGGCCGGCACGGAGAGGGUGGACCAGGUUUUCCUGGCCAAGCUGCUGGCGUUGAUGGCUGCUAGUAGCUGUUUCUUCGGGCCGACGACGAGAUUGAACGAGAACGACACGCUGCAAAGCUCGGCCUCGGCAUGGAUAAUCUCCGUGCAGUCGUGGAUUGCGUCCUCCUUCGUCAGCUCGACCAUCAAUCUCGACAUGCUGCAGAUCCAGUGUCUUUUGAUGAUCGCGCGUCAAGCCGAUGCGACCGACGGCGAUCUCGUGUGGAUCUCGUCCGGUUCGGUUCUGCGGUCGGCGAUGGCCAUGGGCUUGCAUCGAAGCCCGUCCCAUUUCGGGAGAAUGACCCCAUUCUGGGCGGAAAUGCGCCGCCGGUUGUGGACCACGAUCCUGGAAUUUGACCUGCAGUCGUCCUUGGACGGGGGAAUGCCCCCAUCAAUCGACCUGGACGAGUACGACUGCGAGCCGCCGUCGAAUUACGACGACACCGACAUGACGGAAGAGAUGACCGAGGACGCGGUCCCCAAAGAUCUUGGGGUCGUCACGCGCAGCAGUUUUCAGGUCCUGCUAUCUCGAUCGCUGGGGCUCCGCAUGCGGAUAGCGAAGCUCGUCAACAGUUUGAAAUUCGAGAUGUCGUAUGAUGAGGCGCUGCGCCUGGGCGACCAACUGAUGAUGCAUAUGAACGAAGCGCUGACGUUAUAUCCGGACGGCGGAUCGACGGUGCUCAGCCCCUCGGGCACCCGGCCAUUUGCUCGAUCAUUAUUGAUUUUUCUCAUGCGCCGAUUCCUGCUUGUUCUCCAUCGGCCUUUUGCUCUCAGCAUUUCGCUCUCGCCCAAGUUCUCUUUCUCGCGCAAGAUCUGCCUCGAGUCAUCCCUGGAGAUGCUUUCACAACUUGAUCCGCCGCCGGUCAGUCUCCCGGAAGCACAGGUCUGUCCUCAUACGGGGCAACUUGGGGGAGGGAUGUUUCGCGACGAGUUCUUUCACGCCGCUCUCAGUGUCAGCGUGGAACUUUGUUGGCAGAUGGAGGAGCUCUCGCCCGCUCAUGCGCCGUCCGGCCAGUCCAGCUCAUUAAGCUCGCUGAACGAGCUGGUGCGGUCGCAGCAAGGAGUUCUAUUGAGAGCAGUCGAGAGUACCCUCGACCACUUUGGCAACCGGAUUAAUACGCGAGGGAAAGGAUGCAAAGCUUUCUUCUUCUUGAGCAUGGUACUUGGCUCUGUCAAAGCGAGAAUGAACGGGGAGGAUCCUCAGUUGAAAGCCGAGCAGGUAGCCAUGCGGGCCAUCCGGGACUGCGAGCAACUCAUUCGGGGAGCAUCCUGGGCCGAUGUUCGGGCCCGUCAAGAAGGUUCCGCCGGAGUGCCUACGCUGACUCCCGGACUGGAUUCCACCUCGUCCGAGAUUCCGUUCGAUUCAUCCUCGAUCGAUCCUGCUGGUCUGACAGACCUUUCGCCUUAUGAUUUUGCGACCAUGUUUGAUGGGAUUGAUUAUGGGUUGCCAGACCUCUGGGACAACAAUUUCCUCACCUCCUUUUUUGGAUAA
Aspergillus steynii IBT 23096 is the source of this 2397-nucleotide messenger RNA. Its product is annotated as putative C6 transcription factor. The coding region runs from base 1 to 2397 and encodes 798 amino acids. Gene Ontology annotation, cellular component: nucleus. NCBI's taxonomy places the organism in Eukaryota, Fungi, Ascomycota, Eurotiomycetes, Eurotiales, Aspergillaceae. The transcript has 4 exons. Gene Ontology annotation, molecular function: RNA polymerase II cis-regulatory region sequence-specific DNA binding; zinc ion binding; DNA-binding transcription activator activity, RNA polymerase II-specific. The record is from RefSeq and is a predicted model, not a curated record. Gene Ontology annotation, biological process: DNA-templated transcription; regulation of transcription by RNA polymerase II.